Coffea arabica (coffee) is the source of this 1323-nucleotide messenger RNA. The record is from RefSeq and is a predicted model, not a curated record. Lineage: Eukaryota; Viridiplantae; Streptophyta; Magnoliopsida; Gentianales; Rubiaceae.
AUGGCACCAAGAACUAGGCGCGGCGGGAAUCGCUAUGGCAGCCCUAAUGGCGAGAACGUCCAGGGUAGUUACAACCAAGAACCGUAUCAACAAAAUAAUGUUCAGGAUACUGGUUAUCAGGGGGCCGGUUCAAGCGGGCAGCAACCCUACAUGAUGCUACCGAUAGAAUUAGUGACUGCCCAAACUGGAGUAGCCCAAGCACUACAAGCCCAAUCACAGCUAGCGCAAGUCCAGACUGUCCAAACCCAGGGUCAUGGACAAGGGGGAACCCAAUCCUACUAUGAGAAGAUGAAAAGGGUCCAUGUCCCCACCUUUGAUGGAACCCCUGAUCCAGACUUGGCAGAAAAAUGGUUAGAUGAAAUAGAAAAUAAUUUCGCACUGUUGCAAGUGCCGGAAGAGAUGAAACACCUAAUUGUCAAACCCUUUUUGGUAGGGGAGGCCAAUAAGUGGUGGGCAACUCUGGAACCUACCAUCGUCCCACCAGUAAGUUGGACAAAAUUUAGAGAGGAGUUCCUGAAAUACUUUUUCCCACCUGCCGUGAGGAUGCAGAAAAUAGAUCAGUUUGAAAAUCUGAAACAGGCACCGGGAAUGUCUGUGGUGCAAUAUUCGAAUAAGUUCACGGCACUGGGAAGGUUCGUGCCGUCGACCAUGGCGGAUGUGGAAUUGAAGAAGUAUAAGUUUAUACGGGGGUUGUUGAGUAGGAUUCAAACUAGGGUGAACACCACUUAUACCCCUACGUUUAAUGAUGUACUGGACGCCAGUGUUAAGGCGGAGGCUGAUUGCAAAAGAUUGGACGAAGAGGGUAGGAAUAAAAGGCCUAGAACAGAAAAUGAACUUACGGUGUCGGGAGCACUGAAGCCCGGCGGACGAUUCCGCUUGAUUAGGAAAAGUCAUAGGCCACCACCAAAGGCAACUGGGGGAAAUACCUUUCCUGCAUGCAAAACUUGCGGGAAGAUGCACCGGGGAGAAUGCCGAUUUAAAACGACUUUACCUCCGUGUAAGACGUGUGGGAAGAUACAUCGAGGGGAAUGCCGGAUGAGGACUGGAGCUUGUUUUGAAUGUGGACAGCAGGGCCAUAGAGCUGUGGAUUGUCCAAGUAAGAAGGUAGGAGGAGAUAAGGGUAACAAUCCCCCGGAUAAGAAGCCAAAGAUUAACGCGAGGGUGCAUGCAAUGACCGACGUUGAGGCGGGAGUGUCAGGCGAUGUGGUCACAGGUACUCUUCUAAUUAAUUCUGUACCUGCAUACGUGCUAUUUGAUUGUGGAGCUAGUCAUUCUUUUGUCGCUAAGAAAUUUGCAAAAUACUUGCGCAUGCCCCCUGAAUAG